AUGCUUAGCUUCAUCACCGCCAUAGCCAAUAAACUAUUGAGGUAUACAAUGGAUGAUCAACCACAACAGCCACCGCAACCACAAGAGAGAAAAAAGAGAAUAGCCACACAACUAAUUGACAGUCAAGAGCCACAAGAAGUUGAUUUCAAUCAUUUUGGUAUGCAUUAUGGGGAUAAACAAAUUAAGUUUGCCAAUGAGUGUGGAGUCCUCACACGGUCGAUUAUUUCUAUCAAUUAUCGAACUUGGAAGAAAGUGCCGCAGGGUGAACUUGAAAUACGAUGGAAUAUUCAAAAUAACAAACGCAGAGGUGAUGUGCUUAAAAUUUGCAACACUGCAUGGAAAUCCUACAAGAAGAGGCGCAUACAUGAUUUCAUGGCCAAUGGAAGAGAUCCAAUUCCAAUCUACCCAUAUCUAGACCCUGAUACAUGGAAAACCUUCAAAAAAGAGAGAUCUUCAAAGGAAUUUCGGGCAAUAAGUGAGAAAGCGAGAGCCAAUGCGAAGCUUCAAAAAAAUCCUGCACGAUUAGGUCCACAUGGAUAUCGGGUGUUAGGAAGGGAGCACCCUGGCCGGACUAGGGCAGUUGGUCACACUGUCGGCCUGAGAAAAGCCAUGCAAGGGAAUGAUAAAAAGAAGAGGAAAAUGCAUGUGAAAGAAUCUAUGAAUGAGAUGCGCGCCACGAUAGAUGACCUUACAAAACAGGUGGCAGAGGUGGUAGAGGUAAAGGAAAUGAUGCAUGAGUCUAAUAAGCAAGUUGUGGACAAUGUGAGCCCAGGGGUUCUGAAUAGUAGCUGUGACUCAAUGCCAGCCUUGGUUGAGAUAACGAACCCUACUCAAUGUAAAUUGGUGUUGCCAUAUGGGGCAUUGGACCAGAAUUGCGCUAGUGGGCUGGUCUUUCCCUACGGGAAUGGGCUAAUACACUCACUCCCUCUGCGUGAAAACUACCUUAAAGUUUUGAUAGACAAAAUAAACAAAGACUUUCAGGGUCUUUCAAUUCCUGUAGUGACUGAUGAAGCCAGUAAUCUUCAAAGUGCAGUUGGCCAAAUAAUUCAAUGGCCACGAAAUGCUAUUAUUCUAACUGAGAUACAAGGAAGAAAGCUACAGAAUUCAACUCCAAGUUCGCUACAAACCACUGUAGGGGGUUGUACAAAAAAGAACACACUCACUCCAAUGAACAAAUCGAAGCCAAUUGAAUUACUACGUGAGAGAUUAAAGAACAACCCAUUAAUUCAUGUUGUAGCUGAUUAUGGCAUUUUAGAAGCCGAGAAAUUUGAGUUUUGGAUUGCACGAGAAGAAAUUCUUCGUUUGUUGAACAAAAGAACACUUGAUGUUACCAUUCUAACAGUUUGGCAGAUGAAUCAACAUCCGAUCUCACGUUUGAAGAACAAAUGCUCUUUCCUAAACCCGCAUAGGAUUCUUGGGGCAGAUUGCCAAGAAAACCUGGAAGCUAUCAUAAAUUACAUUGUUGAUGCGAUGCGAAUUAAUCAAGGAAAACAAUUUCUUAUCGCUCCAUAUCUUCAAAGUGAGCAUUGGGUCCUCUUUGUCAUUUCCCCUCAUAAUCGCACCGGGUACAUAUUGGAUUCAAUCAGGAGUCCUAUACAAAAGCCUAUGGAUACCUAUUACCUACUCAAGAAACAUGUUGACUCGGCUUUUGCAAGGUACGGGAAAGACGCAUCAAAUCCAAUUAACUGGACGCUCGCUGAGUGCAACCAACAACCGGGUGAUUGGGAGUGUGGGUAUUAUGUAAUGAAAUGGAUGACAAAUUUUGUGAUGGUUGAACAAAACGGAUUCUUGAGUAGAACUGCUACCCCUUGGAAUGACACAACUCCAUUUUCUGAAACCACCUUGUUUUCAACUGUUGUUAAGUGGGCAACACAAUUCCUGAACAAAUAUAUGAAAGAUGUGGUUGGGCAGAAAGGCAUAUCUAGUUAG
Lactuca saligna is the source of this 1929-nucleotide messenger RNA. The record is from the annotation of a GenBank genome assembly. NCBI's taxonomy places the organism in Eukaryota, Viridiplantae, Streptophyta, Magnoliopsida, Asterales, Asteraceae.